This is a messenger RNA of Pygocentrus nattereri (red-bellied piranha), 1074 nucleotides long. Its product is annotated as carboxypeptidase N subunit 2. The transcript has a single exon. The record is from RefSeq and is a predicted model, not a curated record. Gene Ontology annotation, molecular function: protein binding. The coding region runs from base 1 to 1074 and encodes 357 amino acids. NCBI's taxonomy places the organism in Eukaryota, Metazoa, Chordata, Actinopteri, Characiformes, Serrasalmidae.
AUGCAUUUCCUGCUGUUGUUGGUGUCCCUGGUGCUGGGGAUGUGGUCCAUAUCCUCUAACACCAGCUUUCCUUGCCCCUCCCACUGCACCUGCCACCUGGAGCUCAAAUUUGCCACCUGUGCCAGCAACAACCUCACCAAUGUGCCCACCACCAUCCCUCCAAGUAUAGAACACCUGAACCUGUCCCUCAACCAUCUGGCCUUCGUCCAGCACCAGGCCUUCCGAUCUACGAGGCGUCUUCGUACACUUCUCUUAAACGACAACCAGAUUAGUGCCAUAUCUGAUGGUGCUUUCUCUCCACUGGAGGCUCUGAUCAAGCUGGACCUGAGCCGGAACCGCAUCUCCUCCUUGACCGAAGGCUUCUCACUAGGCCUGGGAUCUCUCCUGGAGCUGUCCCUGGCAGAGAACCAGUUGACCAGGAUGGACGGCUGCUGCUUUUACCACAUGGACGCCCUGCAAAAGCUCAACCUGAGCCACAAUGCCAUCCACUCCAUCAAGAUCAGGGCUUUCGGCUCCUUGAGCACCUUGCGGCGCAUCAACCUGGAUGGCAACAAGAUCUACAACCUCUCAAAUGGGGUUUUCUCCAUGCUGAGAAACUUGGAGGAGCUUAGACUCAAAGGGAACUCUAUAGACCACCUAGAGGUUGGGGUCUUUGCUCCCCUUACCAGCCUGACUGUGCUGGACCUAGCUGAAAACAAGCUGAAUGCGGUGGAUUUCAAAGCGUUCCUCAGCCUUCACACCCACAGCACCCACAUCUGGCUGGGUGGGAAUCCCUGGACGUGCGACUGCGACCUGCAGAGAGUCUUCCGUAAACUGCACAGUGUCCAGAGGCUGCUGCUGGACGACUACGCCAACCUGACCUGUGCCGAACCCGAGCAGCUUCGGGGCAAUGCCCUCAGGGAUGUGGAUUCCCAGCUGUGCAUCGCAGAAACGGUCACCGUGCUAAUCAUCACUGUUACCGUGGUGAUCACUGUGGUGGCGGCCAUCGUUAUGGCGGAGAAGAAACAAAAGAAAACAAGUAAGGGGAAGCACUGGACGGAGGUGAGCGAGAUGUCAUGCGACUCACAGAACUGA